Thamnophis elegans (Western terrestrial garter snake) is the source of this 674-nucleotide messenger RNA. It is a transcript of the gene DMAC1, whose product is annotated as distal membrane arm assembly complex 1. NCBI's taxonomy places the organism in Eukaryota, Metazoa, Chordata, Lepidosauria, Squamata, Natricidae. The record is from RefSeq and is a predicted model, not a curated record. The transcript has 2 exons. The coding region runs from base 47 to 310 and encodes 87 amino acids.
CAGAGCGGUUUCCGGCGCGGAGGCGGCCAUCUUGCUCGGCGGAAACAUGGCGGUCCAACCCGGGGGCGGCAGGGCGGCGGGGUCUCCCGUGGCGCCCCCCAAAAAGUCCUUCUUCUGGUCCUGCUUCAGCUGUCGCAUCUUGGCCGGCAGCGGCUUGGCGGCAGCCGGGCUCUGGGUCCACCUAGGGGCCCGCCAGGCCUUGCAGCGAAGGAGGCCCGGGAGCACCUUUGACAUCUUCCGGAUGGUUUUCGCCGUCGGUCUCUAUGCUUGGGCAAUCGUAAUCGUCCUGGAUCCUGUCCAGCGAAAGUAGGACGGAGAAAGCGUUACUUCCUCGGCGAGGAAUUCCUAACAGCUACCUGGAGGCAACCCAGAGCGAAGGGGGAAGAAAAAAAUGUUUCAUUUUGGAGAUUGGGGUAUCCUGCGAAGCAUUAAGACCAGACAGAAACAUUGCGGCUCUUAAUCUUCCGUGGAAAAUGGCUGCUGUCGUUGCGAGUGUCUGUUUUUCCCCCCUGUGUCAAAACUGUCAGUUAUGAUGAUGACACUUCGGGACGAUCGUAUCCAAGGAGGACGGGGAGUUGAUUGUGUUCAGUAAAUGGAAUAAGCUGUAUUGCCAAUUCCGUUGUUGUAAAAUCAUGCUUGUUGGGUGAAUGGAAAAAAAAACACACACAACCACA